Peniophora sp. CBMAI 1063 is the source of this 4518-nucleotide messenger RNA. The record is from the annotation of a GenBank genome assembly. Lineage: Eukaryota; Fungi; Basidiomycota; Agaricomycetes; Russulales; Peniophoraceae.
AUGGCAGAAGAAUACUACCGCUCGGCCGAGCGUCUCUACGCCGCGCUGCAGGCCCUCCAACGCGCCACUGUGGACGACCGCGCACGCUUCGCUGAUGUCUUCACCGUCGAGCUCUACAACGCCCGGGCAAUCCGGCAACGACACAAGCUGCCGCGGAUGGCGUUCAUAUACUCUCUCACGCAGCUGGUCUCGCGGUGCAAAGGGCACGAGCACGACUUUCUGACGCUCAAGUUCGCCGAGGAGGUCGGGAGGGUCUCGGACAAACCCGAGCCGCGGUGGGAGGGGGAUCUGGGGGAGGACCGGUGGUGGUUGCGGAUUCCGAACGCGGGUGGCGAGGUCGAGGCCGGCGCGCCGGAGCCCAAGCUCGAGCCACGGGACAGCGCAGAGCCAGCGUCUGCGCUCGGUCGCUCGUCCUCGCCACAGCCUCCACCGCCGCCGGCAUCCCAGAUAUUGCAGCCCGAGCCGAUCGAGCCGGUCGAGGUGCAACCCGCCACGCGAGCGCCUAGUGUGGCCUCCCAGCAUGAAUCCGCGCAACAACAGCCACAACAACAACAACAACCAGCGCGCUUCCCCUCUGAGCGCCCGUCGAGCUAUCAUCCCACGCCUACGCCUCCGCCCAGCGCUACUGCUGCACAGACUACGCAACCACAGCCGUACCCAUAUCCGCCCUGGCCACCUCGGGCGCCUAGCUACGGCCCGCCGCCGCCGGCGAGCGACCCUUACGGCCCGUAUGCCGGACGCCCGCCACCUGACUUCUACGCGCCGCCUCCGCCUCCACCGCCGCCGCCGUCUGGAGUCGCGCCAAACGCACAGGCUGGUCCUAGCGCGCCGCCUCCACACGAGCGCUAUCCCCCGCCGCCGGACCGGUACCCUCCGCCUCCGCCUGGCCACGAACGUUAUCCACCACCACCGACUCAUGACCGCUACCCGCCACCUCCAACGCCGCAGGAUAGAUAUGCGGCUGAACGAGCUGGAUACCCGCCUCCACCCGAGCGAUAUGGUACUCAGCCACCACCCGCUCCACCACCACCGCCUCCUCCAGAAAGAUAUGGGACGCAUCCGCCGUCUGCGAUGGACAGGUACAUGGGCCCUUCACCUCAGGACCGGUAUGGACCACCUCCGCCAGGUUAUUACGGACCUCCUCCUCAACCGGAUGGAUCGAGAUCGUAUCCUCCGCCUCCCUCGUCGGCUGAUCCGUCAAGACCGUAUCCUCCUCCACCAACUGCGGCUGAUGGAUCGAGAUCUUACCCACCACCUCCACCUCCGCCUUCAGACCCUCGAUCACAAGCAUAUCCACCUCCACCCGAUGCAGCACGAGUUUAUCCGCCUCCUUCAACUGAUCCUUCACGCGCAUACCCGCCUCCGCCGCCCCCUGCACCACCAGUACCCGAUAGUUCACGACCAUAUCCACCACCGACAGAGACAUCUCGACCGUACCCACCUCCAUCUGCCGACCUAACACGAGCAAGCACCUACUCUCAUCUCCCACCCGAAACCGCAUCGUACCUCGCCGGAGCCUUCAGAGAACGCGAAAGGGCUAACGCCGCGUACGAUGAAUGGCUUGCGAACCUUAGAGCGGGAGGGUCGGGCAUACCCGGUACACCCAACGGACCGCCGAGUCAGCGGCCUGGGGCUGAGAGAGAUAGGGAGAGGGAGAGGGAGAAGAGGUUGAGAGAGAGGGAAAGGGAGAGGGAGAGGGAGGUGCGGUAUAUGGGUGGGAUCGCGCAUGGGCAUGGGCAUUAUGCGGGCUCGUCGAGCGCGUCGGGGAGCGGGAGCCAUCAUGGGCAUCUACACCAUUCGUCGUCGCAUCAUGGACACCACUCGUACCCGCACUCGUCCUCGUCGUCAAGCAUACCGUCCAAACGCAAGUCCGCGACACUCGGUAGCGAGUGGUACGAUACGAGCCGCUACGUCGAGUCGCCGUUUACAGCCGGCGUCAGCACCCCUCGGGACAGAGGUGUAGGAGGAGCGAGUGACCCGCCGCCGACGAAGUUUGCGCGGUGGGAGCCGCCCGCGGGGGGCGGGAUGGUGGAGCGGGAGGUGAGGGUGCGAGAGGCGGACGCGAACGACCCACCGUGCAAACGAUGCGCGUACAAGGACCUUGUGUGUCGACGCGGGACGACCGUCAAGCCGGGUUCGCAUCCCAAGUCGUGCAGCAUGUGUCGACAGGCGAGGAGGGAUUGCUCACUGGCGCUUGAAGCCGGUGCUCGGCCUAUGGAACAUCCCAUACCGGCGCCUGCACCUCCUGUACCAUUGCCGCCUCCGAGAGUGGGCAUGAUCCCAGCGCCCGAAGCGAGCCCACCUUCUGACCCCUGGCAAUCCGUCCACGCACGAACAGGCGCAGCGGCGACGUCCGAAGUAUUCCUGUUCCCAGCUCCCACAUCUGCACCUGCACCUGCGCCCUUGGCAUCACCUCCUCAACCGCCGCCACCACCGCGAUCUCAGCAACAGGAAAGACCGAUGUCGCCGGAGAUUGAGAUCCUGGAUGGCCCUCCGCCGCCCCGAGCACCUUCUCAGGGCGUGAAGAGCGGCGCAGGAGCGGACGGAACGGAGAAGAUGGACGUAGAUGGUACAGGGCCAGGAGGACCGAGGCAGAUCGUGCAAAGUCCGCGGAGCAUGUCGCGCUCACCCGAUAUUGAAGUCAUGAACGACGACCCAGCCCCGCCCUGGAGCCCUCCUGCGCGCAUCACCUCGCCCACUACCGCCACUCCCACCCAGCCUGUACCGGGCCCGUCGCGGACGCCCACCUCGGCGAAAGAAGGCGACGGAGACGGAAGGCGGUUCUCGCAUCACCGGACUAUUUCGCUGCCGGAGGCGCCGGUGUAUGCCAGGGCGCAGACGACGAGGCCGAGGCCGGCGAGCUUCUCGGUGUCGAGGGGUGAGAGUGGGCAUGCGGGCGAGGAGAGGCACGAGAGGGAGAGGCCGCAGACUGCUCAGCCUGGUUCGUCGGGUGCGAGGGAGAAGGCGAAGGCCAAGUCGCCGUAUACGAACUCAAACAUUGAGGAGCUUGCGCGGGCGGGUUUACAAGCUCGGCCCGUGCGUCAGUCGUCGUCUUCGUCUCAUGCACCACCACGCCCUUCGUCGUCGUCGCACUACGCGCCUCCUCAACCUCAAUUGCACCACCAACGCCCGAUCUCGCCCUCUCAACGCCGUCGACAAGCUCAGUCAUCCGAUCAACGCCGUAUUGGCGUACACAACCCAUCACUCUUCGUCGGUCCAUCAGGUACGGCUUCGGCUGAGGGUGAAGAAGCGGAUAGCGUGGGGAGCGCUAAGACGACUAGUACGCUUGGGACGGCGAGCACAAGGAGUACGCUCGAAAGUACGAGUACGGGGAUGACUGCGCAGCCGCCGUAUGGGACUGUUGGUGCUACUGCGGGACCGGCUAGCGCUAGUACGGUUGUUGUCCAGGCUAGCCCGACGACUUCGAGGGAUAUGGCUGUUGUUGUGAAUGAUGCUGGGCAUGGGAAGGCGGGGUCCGUUGGGGUCAGGCAAGAUGGUUCGACAACAGUACAGGGAGGCGAGGCGAGGAUGGCAUCUGCUCCGGCAGUACAUGCGCCGCCCGCCCAUCGGCAGCCAACCCCCGCUCAUAGCACACAUGCGCGACAACCUACACCCGCCCACAGUCACCGCCAGCCGACACCUUCCCACAGCGCGCACAAUCAGCCGACACCCGCACAUUCCUCACAUAGCCAGCUGACGCCCACGCAUCAACACCGACCGUCGCCUCAUCAACGCACGCCCGUCCCGCUCGGCUAUUCAUGGGAACAGAUCCAGACCGACCCUGCGCUUCUGCCGCUGAAGCAGGCUAUGGAACAAGGGAGGUUAGGGUACGAGUACCGCUCGCCUGCGCAUGGGCCGCCCCAUGGUCAUGGGCAUUAUCCGCCGCCACCGCCGGGAUACGGGAUGUAUGCGCAUGCGCAGCUGGCGCCGUCGCUCGUUCAACCGCAGAUGACACAGCAUCAGUUGCCGCCUACGCCUGCUCAGGCGCAGAUUCCUGCGCAGCGCACGAGGAUGUCGACGGAACCGCCUGAGCCUGAGCCUAUCACGCCCGACGCGCCCGUGUCUGCGCCACAUCCUCCUCCGCCCUCGAAUUCGAAUAUGAGCUCAAACCCGACGCUGGAUCCGUACCUGAGGCCAUUGGCACUCGCGCAACCUGUGCUUGCGCCGCUUGUUGAGCUGCUGGUUGCGCAGGACAAUCAGUUGAGGGUUCUGACGGAGGCGGUGGAGAAGCUUGCGCAGGCGCAGAGGGCGGGGAAUGAAGAGCUCCGGGCAUGGAAGGCCUCGGUCGACGGCGGUCGUGAGAGUCGCUCUGCAGGUGUAGAGAAGAGCGAGUCCGAGGCUGAGGUCGAGGGAGAGGUGGAGAAGAUGAACGUAGAGGUGGGUGUUCAGGCCGGUGAAGAUGAGGACUACGAUAGUACUGGCGAGUCCAGUAUGGACAUCAGCGAAGACGGCGGGGCCGCGUCGCCUGAGCCGACAGCCGUACCUCAGGCGGCAGUAGCCGUACCAGCAGCCGCAUAA